CUAUCUUUUAUUAUUAGUAGUUUUUAGUGUUCCUGGUGUUUCGAGUUUUAUUAGUUUAGAUUAGGAGAUUAGGUUAAAUAGUGUUUGUAGAUAUUUUAUUAUUAUUGUUUUGUUUGGACUUUUAUUAGUUUAAGUUAUAAUGGAAAAAGAAAUUAAAAGAUGUGCCAAUUUUACUAGUCGUGAAAAAGAUAUUUUAUUAUCUUUAGUACAAAAAUAUUUUAAAUGUUUAGAAAACAAAAAAAACAAUGCGGUAUUUAACAAACAGAAGCAGGAGUGCUGGGAAAAGCUGGCCUGGGAGUUUAACUCAAGCCAAACGAGUGGUUUCAGGACAGGGAUGCAAUUAAAAAGUCUGUACGAGCAAAUGAAGAAGCUUGCUAAACAGCAUAAGUCAGAUGAAAAGCUUGAAGUUUUUAAAACUGGAGGAGGCAAUUACACCUCAAAAGUAACUAGUCAAGAUGAAAAAGUGUUAAGUAUGUUAGAAGAAAAUUUUUUCACUAUUCCGAACAAUUUUGAUUCGAACGCUGCAGAAAAUGUAGCUGGACCAAGCCGUAUUCAACCAAUGAUGGUGGAUAUUGAAGAUACAAACGAGAAUAUUAUGGUAAUUUACGAGGAGGAUGAAGAGGAAGCAUUUUUAGAAAAUGAAAUAAAUUUAAAAAGAACGGAACAUAAAAAGGAGAUUAAAGGAACUGAUCAAACGGAAACCAUUGAAGAGGAACCAGUACCCAAAAAACAGAAACUUGAUGAUGCAAAAACACCACAAAAAUAUAAAAAAUCAAUGCCAAGUUUGAUAAAAAAUAGAUUAGAAAUUAGUGAAAAAAAAUUAAAUAUCCUGAAAAUUAUGGAGGAAACAGAAAAAGAAAAUUUAAGAGGAAAAAAAAUUGAUAAUGAAAUUAAAGAAAUAAUAAAAGAAAGAGAAUUAUUAGAAUUAAAAAUUAAAAAAAUAAAAUUUAAUGAACUUAAUGCAUAAAAUUC
Molecule: messenger RNA, 972 nt
Organism: Psylliodes chrysocephalus
Lineage: Eukaryota; Metazoa; Arthropoda; Insecta; Coleoptera; Chrysomelidae
Source: the annotation of a GenBank genome assembly